Messenger RNA from Chondrus crispus (carragheen), 1931 nucleotides. Its product is annotated as Sulfite oxidase, Mitochondrial SUOX. The transcript has 2 exons. NCBI's taxonomy places the organism in Eukaryota, Rhodophyta, Florideophyceae, Gigartinales, Gigartinaceae. The record is from RefSeq and is a predicted model, not a curated record. Gene Ontology annotation, cellular component: mitochondrion. Gene Ontology annotation, molecular function: oxidoreductase activity; molybdenum ion binding. The coding region runs from base 1 to 1638 and encodes 545 amino acids.
AUGUUUCGCUUCACAAGCAGUCGAUUGCUUCGACCGGCGCUAGCCCUCACAGCAACAGUAACCACAGCAGGACUAGUUCACAGAACUGCGUCAAAGCCUCAAUCCCAAAGAAAUUCGUUCAACGACGCCCUAUGGAACACCACAAUUCAUCCACUUCCAGCUGCGUCCGAGGCCUCACAGUUCUCGGAGCCAUCUGCGGACCGUGCCGGUUUAGAGAUCCCCGAAUUUCCAUCCUUCAAAGCAUCAGAAGUCCGUUCACAUGACGGGAAGAAGGGCGAUAGAAGUGUGUGGGUUGGCUACGGUCGUGGUGUUUACGAUGUCACGGAAUUUGCCGCUUCCCACCCUGGCGGGGACCAGAUUUUGCGUGCGGCAGGCGGGCCUUUAGAGCCGCAUUGGCGAUUGUAUGCACAGCAUAAUGCGGAAUGGGUGCUCGAGAUUCUGGAGGAAUUGCGAAUCGGAAACUUGAUGCCGGAUGAAGAAUGGAUUCAAGAGGCUGAAGACAUUAAUGAAGAGGCGGGGCCGUAUGCCGAGGAGCCAAUUCGAAGCCCGAAGCUCAUUGUUCAGGGAGAAGCACCUUUCAACGCUGAGCCUGAACUCAAGCUUCUUGUGCAUGAUCAACUUACACCAAAUGACUUGUUUUACGUCCGCAAUCACAUGCCUGUACCUGUCAUCCAUCCCGAGGAGUACCGUCUGGAAGUUGUUGACACUAACGGGAAAAUGCUAGUCUCGCUCUCCCUAGAAGAUUUGAAGAAGCUUCCAAAACACGUUGUGGCUGCCACAAUACAAUGCGCUGGCAAUCGUCGCAACGAGUUGGAUGCCGUGAAGAAAGUCAAGGGGGGUCGCUGGGAAGGCGGGGCGAUCAGCAACGCCGAAUGGGGAGGUGCUCGUCUCGCAGAUGUACUUGCUCUGUCGCCGAGCAGCGCGAAAACAAUUGAGAUCUCUGAAGCACACCACUUGUGCUUCGAAGGUCUCGAUACUGAUCCUGGGACGGGAGCUGUCUACGCCGCAAGCAUCCCGGUGGACGUUUUGCAUCGCGUUCCGGAUGUGCUACUCGCCUACGAAAUGAACGGGGAGACUCUGCCGCGGGACCACGGCUACCCCGUGCGAGCGGUCGUACCUGGUAUUGUCGGAGCGCGUUGCGUGAAGUGGCUGGGGCGAGUCGUACUCUCCAAGGAGGAAUCGACGUCGCACUGGCAGCGUCAAGAUUAUCGCUCAUUUUCCCCGGGUGUGGACUGGGACACCGUGGACUUCACGAAAGCGCCCAGCAUCCAAGAAAUGCCGGUAGUGUCGUCAAUCUGCGAUCACUCGUUGGAUGGCGAAAAGAAAACGAUUUCGAUGAGUGGGUACGCGUGGUCUGGCGACGGCAAGGGUAUCAUUCGAGUGGACGUGAGUGCUGACGGAGGAAAGACAUGGCAGGAGGCUGCGCUGCGAAAGAAGGGGUCGCAAAAGAGGAACGAGACAUAUGACUGGACGUUGUGGGAUGCAACGAUCAAGGCUCCUGCAAAUGGGAAGACGGAGCUUGUGUGCAAAGCCGUGGAUUCAGCGUACAAUACGCAGCCAGAACGUGCUGAGUCAAUCUGGAACUUAAGAGGAUUGCUGAACAACGCGUGGCAUCGUGUGGAUGUUGACAAGGUAUGAUGAGGUGUUGUUGCUUUUUGAGCAGGGAAGGAGAAGGUGCGCAGGCGGUAGCGACCCUUGGCUAUCAAGGGUCCAGCGGUUGUGUUUUUGGAAAGUUACAUGUGUUGCGGGAAUAGCUCGCCUGCACUUUUGGCAUCCUACCGCGAGAUUGGUCAUGAGCUCAGAAGAAAGCCGGGUGCCUCCAUACGCAGAAAACAGCGAUAUCUACAGGUUAUACAAACACUUUGCACGUCAAACGUUGCUCUCUUCCGUAGCAAUCCCGCGCAUGCGACCAUAAAGCCAGCUUGCGGAAA